Messenger RNA from Branchiostoma floridae (Florida lancelet), 3520 nucleotides. Its product is annotated as somatostatin receptor type 5-like. Gene Ontology annotation, biological process: neuropeptide signaling pathway. The coding region runs from base 1630 to 2718 and encodes 362 amino acids. Gene Ontology annotation, cellular component: membrane; neuron projection. The record is from RefSeq and is a predicted model, not a curated record. Lineage: Eukaryota; Metazoa; Chordata; Leptocardii; Amphioxiformes; Branchiostomatidae. The transcript has a single exon. Gene Ontology annotation, molecular function: somatostatin receptor activity; neuropeptide binding.
CACUUGUACUCUACCAGUUACGCCACACACGACGCCACUACUUAGAUUGCUAGUCGUUGGAUGUCAUCCUAAAUUAAAACAUUGGGUGACACAUGUGGAGUCAUGUGUUGCCAUCAUGAUGCGUUAUCUUUCGGGCACGUGGUAUGGCCAAUUUGGCUAACUGCGUGAAGACCAUUCUAACCUCAGGCUAGCACAUAAUCGUUAGUAGGAAGACACUUGUCAAUAGCAAUCCCUUGUGGGCUUUAAAACACUGGCCAUGGGCAAACUAUCAACCUUUGCAGCGCUCAAAGUGUUGUUUGCCCGUAUCAGAAUCCCCAAAUGUCUCCGCUGACGAACAUUAAGGCCCACUGCUCCACCCGUAAUGUGUUUUUCGUUAAUUCUAGGGAUUGCAAACUUGUGCACUUUGAUAGUGUAGUGCCUGCAUCGCGUUUUCCUUCACCCACGCACUAAAAUCUUCUACCUGUGAUAGAUUUCAUGUAGUUGUUAUCCCCCCAUGAGUCCCCUGAAGUAAGUGUUGUGAAACGCGUACAGGUACCCGACGCAAAAUCUCAUCUCAGCGAGGAUCACGCCUCAAACUUGCCGACAAUGUGAGCGAUAGAAGCGACCUGAGCCUGCUUCGCUCGCCGUGGUUACGAGAAAUGUUCUUGUGCAUUUUUCUCCGCCAGCAAAUUGACUGGAGCUUAUAUCUGUACGUCACCCUUGCACGUAUGCAUGAUUCCGUUUCAUUUACUCGUCUGGUCUAGAGUGCAAACUGAAAUCCGCUGAAACUAGUGUCAACAAUAUCAUUUUUCUGGACAAAUCCACAUCUGCUUCAGGGUCCUUGGUAACAAGUAUUGUAUUUCCUUACAUAAAAUACUUAAAUGCACCCAAAUAUGGAAUGAUUCUAAAUGUAAGUCCUCUACGCUAAUAUUUCACGCCAACUUAAGUAACAGGUGAGAUGUUUUUAAAGGUUCAAUGACCUCUUUAUUAUGCAUUUCUCGCCUCGCUCUUAUAUUUUCAAUCUACAAUAUAUUCCUCUAAUGCCAGAGUUAAUAUACUUAAAUUCUUUUCAUUGUCCUCGAUAUUCAACUGCGCAAGAACAAGUAAAAGCAACCAUGUAAGAAGAUUAUGUGAAGUAGAUUAUGUGAAGUAGAUUUCCGGAGCACAUUCAUCUCCGAAGAAAAGUAAGAGUUAUGGUUACCUUUAACAUUCCGUGCAAAGGGAAGGGUGAGCUUUACAAAGUAUCCCGGAUCGCAAACGAUUUGAUAUAUUGGCAUACGUUUUUGCAAGGUAAACCUUUCUUGUCUCAAGUGCCGCUCACCUAUAAGCGAAUAAUUCCGCUCGUGACGUGUGUAAGUUGAGCACUACGUGCGCAGGUUCCGCAAAGAACGCGGCAAUAACGUGUGUCUGGGGAGCGCAAGUCAACUGUACAGGGGUGGCAACCGUCGACAUAGUCUGGUGCGCAGAGCUGAGCCUGAACAUAAUAGAUGUCGACGUCACACAAAAACUGGGCUAGAAAAGCAGGAACUUUCCUCAGGGGCUGCCAGACUGACUGUGUGAAGCGACUGUGGGAUACACGUCCUCUACUCGUACAACGGUGUGAAAGAACAGGUAGGUGCGAACAUCAGCGCGGCGGGUGAAGGCGCAGCGAUGGGAGCCAGCGGGCCGCACACCACGCUGCCGGCCGUGACAACAGGAGGCCCCUGGAAUUUCAGCACCACGAACAGCACCACGCCUGGCGGGGAUGUGCCUGACAAGGUCCUGCACAUCCUGCUGCCGGUUCUGUACUCCAUUAUAUGUUGUAUCGGACUAACAGGGAACACGAUUGUCAUUUACGUCGUUGCCCGCAUGUCCCGCGCGCGAACAGUGGCCAACAGCUACAUUCUAAACCUCGCCAUCGCGGACGAGCUGCUCCUGCUGUCCAUGCCUUUCAUCUGCGUCAUGUACGUGACCUUGGACUGGCCCUUCGGCCCGGUCAUGUGCAAGCUGGUGCUUACCGCAGAUACCGUCAACCAGUUUGCCAGCGCCUUCUGUCUCACCGCCAUGAGCAUCGACAGGUACCAGGCGGUGGUCCACCCCAUGACGUCCCGAGGGUACCGCACCAUCCGCCGCGCUGUCCUCAUCAACGUGGCCAUCUGGAUCCUGGCUCUCGUGGUCGUGUCGCCCUCCUUAGUAUUCACGGGUCUGCACGAGUCGGAGGGAAAUGUCUACUGCAACAUGCUCUGGCCCGAGCCCGCGGAGGCCUGGGGGGUGGCCUUCAUCGCCUACAGCAGCCUCCUCGGCUGCGCGGUACCGCUGACCAUCAUCACCGUGUGUGCCGUCUUCAUUGUCCGCUCGUUCCGCCGCCAUCGCCACAGCAAGAGGAGAGGCCAGGCCCGGGACUCCCGGCAGAUCUUCCGCAACCGUGAGCGGACCAUCACGCGAGUCGUCUUCGCCGUGGUCGUCACCUUCUUCGUCUGCGUGUUGCCCUUCUACAUCUUCAACAUCGUCAACCUAGUGUCCACCAUGCCCAUCUCGCAGCACAACAAGUGGCUCUUCCACUUCGUCGCGUCGAUGUCUUACGGGAACAGCUGCCUGAACCCGCUCAUCUACAUCGGGCUGAACAGCCACUGCAGGAAGAACGUGUGGGAGCUGUGCUGCUCCUGGACAGGGCUGGACACCUCCCGCAGCACGGGCCUGGUGCAGGUCACCUCCAUCCGCCUCAGCUCGCUCUCCCGCGCACAGAGUGACCGGCGGUAACGCUCACGCCACCAGACGAGGCCAUGAGACCCAUGAACAAACCUACUUGACUUGCUUGACGGUAAAAAUGCUAAAUUGUUUUCACAAACCCGCACCCCCAGACAUUAUAUAAGUGUGUGUAAUGCAGCCAAGUGUGAUAAAAUCAUCUUAGGAAAUACUUCAGGAUGUACUCAUGUAAGUAUUUUCACCUUAGUUUGACCAGGGUCUCAAACUUAAUUACAAAACAUCAACUUUCGUCUUUAUGCGCACGCAAUGUGCCGCAGAUCGAAGUUCUAGUUUAUGGGAACCUCUUUGCAGAGAAUGUUAUCAAUUUUUACGAUUUAUGUUAUCUCUUGCUAGAUAUGUCUCAAAAUGUCGAACGCUGUGGAUCAGCUUCAUUGUGUAUUCACAAAAGAUGCUAUUUUUGGACGUUCUGUAGGGUGUAAGUAUGAGUAAUGUCGUUAUGUUUCUGAUAAGAAUGGAGUCUUUAUGGAUCACUCUAUUGCCCCAUGCGAGCAAAAUAGCACCGUAGCACACAUUACAUGUGUGAGAUAGUAUUUUUUAACGAUUCUCUCAGAAGUCGAUAUGCAUCUUAGAUAGUAGUGAACGAUGUACUACGUGUAUGUACUUGGAGACUCAAUAUAGCUAUAAUCGGAGAUCAGAAUACACACAUGUACCCAAGACAAAAGAUAUACUGUGAAGGAACAACGCGAAAACGCAUGAAACCAUUCACCUGUUUGUCAAGUAAAUGUGUGCUGCUAAAAUGGCUCACACAAAUAUUCUAGCUGUAGAUAAUAGAACGGUUACUAAAAGGGUGUUGCUU